Salvia splendens (bonfire salvia) is the source of this 876-nucleotide messenger RNA. RefSeq lists its product as uncharacterized. The transcript is spliced from 4 exons. The coding region runs from base 1 to 876 and encodes 291 amino acids. The record is from RefSeq and is a predicted model, not a curated record. NCBI's taxonomy places the organism in Eukaryota, Viridiplantae, Streptophyta, Magnoliopsida, Lamiales, Lamiaceae.
AUGAAGGAUCUGGGUCUUCUCAAGUAUUUUUUAGGAAUUGAAGUUCUGAGAUCAGAAAGGGGAAUCUUCAUCAAUCAGAGAAAGUACAUCCUCGAUCUGUUAGCAGAAGUGGGAAUGGUAGACUGCAGGCCAGCAGACACUCCAAUGAUACAGAAUCACGGAUUGCAGAUAGUGGAAGGAGCGACGCUCACAGACAGGGGGAGAUAUCAAAGGUUGGUAGGUAAGCUCAUUUAUCUCUCUCAUACUAGGCCGGACAUAGCAUAUGCUGUGGGAGUAGUGAGUCAGUUCAUGCACUCACCACAGGAAGAUCAUUGGGAAGCAGCUCUCCGGAUUGUACGAUAUUUGAAGGGUACUGCGGAGCAUGGGGUGUUGUUUGAGAAACAUGGACACUUGGAGAUUAGUGGCUUUACUGAUGCAGAUUGGGCGGGAAACCUAAAUGACCGAAAAUCCACGACAGGGUACUUUACACUAGUAGGAGGAAAUCUUGUCACUUGGAGAAGUAAAAAGCAAAAGGUGGUUGCACUCUCAAGCGCGGAAACUGAAUUUCGGGGAAUCAAAAGUGGCCUCACGGAAAUAUUGUGGCUGAGGAAGCUCAUGACAGAGCUUGAUCUGUAUGUACCAAAACCAUGUAGACUGUUCUGCGACAACAAAGCUGCGAUUAGCAUCUCUGAGAAUCCAUGGGCCCUCUUCUCACUGCUGCACCCUACAAACCCUAAUUCUCGUUUUCAUGCCCUAAUUCAAUCCCCUUUUCCUGAGAUUGCUGCUGGUGGCUUUCCUGUUAAAGAAGCCGGGUUGAGUGGAGUAAAAGGGAAGGGGAGAGACAAAUCUGGUUACAGUCUUUUUCUCAAAGAUGUUGAUUUCCUGGUCACUCCAUAG